GGAGAUGGUAGGGACAGUCACUGGUGCGUCGUCCAUUGGUGCCGCAGUAGCUGUAGAAUAGCUUCCCUGGUUGCCGGCAGAAUAGUCGGGUGUGGUGACGUUGGCCACAUCCAGGGCCUACAAGCUCUACUCUUGUGAACUUGAAGCACGAUUUUAACUCGCGCCCGUCGGGGUGAUGGCGCUACUGUCACUCCUUUCGCGCCAUUGAGUUCAUAAUCUGUGUACGUUUAUUCUAUGGUGAACGCGCUCGGCAAAAUUUCAACUCCAUAUGGUCAUAACGUGAUAGCGAGUGCAUGUAAGUGCAUGGUGCAAGUAAGUGCUGUGUGCUGCUGUGUGCUGUCGGUUCUGCGAUAGUGUUUUUAGUUCACACCGAUUAUGGAUAAUAAUAAGAGGUCCCACAAAAAAUGUGCUGUACUGGGGUGUACAAACACCAGGCAGCCGAUGUUCAGCUUCCCCUGUCUGCCAAAAGGACAGUGAUAGAUGUUUAAAAUGGCUUGAAGCUUGUGAAACGGAAGAUCUAUUCCAACUCUCUCCCAGCCGGUUGAGAAAUCGAGUGGUUUGUGGGGACCACUUCGAAAUUCAUUACCGCGUUGGAUCAAAGCUUACAAGUCAUGCAGUACCAAGCUGCAACUUACCAGCACCUACCACAUCUAUCGAACAACAGGAGGAACUUGUAAUGGAAAUUGAAGAAGAAGAAGAACAUCAACCAGUGCUCACCGUUGGAUACCAGGACAACGUGGGACCCAAGGACAACGUGGGACCCAAGGUCAGCGUGGUACCUAAGGACAACGUGGAACCAAUGGACAACGUGGGACCAAUGGACAACGUGGGACCUGGGACCAGCAGAGACUCCGACGCACUUGGCUAUAAUGUGCUCCCUGGAUCAUCCAGAGGUUGCACUGUCAAAAGGAAUCAAGUUCAACCAGCUAUCAGGAAAGGCCUUAAAGAUGACAUCCUGAAAAUGAUUAGGUCGAGCAACUUGACCAAACCCAGAAGCUCAAGAUCUACAAGACUGUGGCUAGGAUUUUGAAAUCUGCGAGGCAAUUGUGGCGUCGGAGAUCUUCAGGUGUCCCAGAACUCCUGUAAGAACCGGAAAUGGAGGGUAGCUGACACGAUUUUGAACAACAAUUUCUUUUGCAAAAAUGGCUGUUGGGGCUUCAUUUUUCGUUA
This is a messenger RNA of Hylaeus anthracinus, 1170 nucleotides long. RefSeq lists its product as uncharacterized. NCBI's taxonomy places the organism in Eukaryota, Metazoa, Arthropoda, Insecta, Hymenoptera, Colletidae. The record is from RefSeq and is a predicted model, not a curated record. Bases 677 to 1030 code for a protein of 117 amino acids. The transcript has 7 exons.